GCUUCUCCCGCAAAACCGUUAAAAGCCACGUGUAGCGAUCGUGGUGCGGCACAUUAGUAGCUAGCAAACAGCCGACAGCAUGAUACGACUCAAAGCAUGGCUAUGGACGUUACAGAUAGGAACGAUAUGCUUGCUGCUUCAGGGAAUCUCUGGACAAACAACACCCAAACCGGUGAAGAAAGCUCAUCGGUUAGUUAUUAUAGACUACGAAAGAGUAGGAACUGCGACCGGACAAGCUUCCGCACCGUUGAGGGUCCAGAGUACCACGGCACGACCGGCUUCGUUACAGGUCGGACCUGUCGCAGUGAGGACGGGUGGAAUGAAUCAGCAAAUUGCAUACGGCGGAGGAAUGGUGCAACCGAUGGCAUUGAUGCCAGCAAUGGAACCGCCUGAAUGUGCAAACUGUUCCACCGAUGUUGUGUUUGUGUGGCCUGACAUUCACUACGAAGAGUCCAGCCUCGGUUGGUACGCCAACCUGAGCUAUCCGGACUAUUCGGCGCUGGACAUGAACGCAAACAACUUAUCGGUAAGUGACAAUUGGGUGAAACCGCUUGCAGUCGACACAGGAACCCCAGUAUCCCAGCUAAAUGAUGGGAAGAUCGCUACCAUUCAACCUUCCGACGGGGAUUUAAUGGUCCCGCUUCCUCCGGUCAUCAUUCCACCUCCGGCACCGAGCAUUACCGGCAACCAAAAUCUGCAAGAAUCGGCAGUUGCACCAACAUCCUUGACGACGCCCGCCCCUGUAUCAUCCACCAUGCGAACGAGUGCAAAAUCCCCUACCAAGCGGCGCGUUAAAAUAUCCCGUUCGACCACCACUUCUACAACGACUACCACUACAACGGUACCACCGAGGCGUAAAACAAAGAAACCCAAAAAAGUUAAAAAUGGCAGAAUCCUGAAACAAGCGGCAACAACCACCACCACCACCACAACCACCACCACCACCCCCACCCCCGGUAGGUCGAAAACUGGUAGACAGAAGGAAAAACGAGUCCGCAAAAGUACCACCACCACGCUCAGCACUACUCCCGAGACCAGGAAAAUGGCGAAAGAAAGAAAAAGAAUGUAGAGAAAGAGAUAUGAAAAGAAAGAGAGUGCUUGGCGGUGAGUUCCAGUGAUUAUUACAUAUAACCACGCAUGGGGGGGAUGAAGAUGCAGCUGCGUGUCUGUAUGUACGCGAAAGGGACGAAUAAAGCGCCUUAAUCCGUACUACCUACGGGUAGGUUGUGCAAAUGGGGGUUUGCUCAAAUGGCAGCCAGUACAACAAUUCAUUUUAAA
Anopheles stephensi (Asian malaria mosquito) is the source of this 1278-nucleotide messenger RNA. Its product is annotated as rho GTPase-activating protein gacK-like. The record is from RefSeq and is a predicted model, not a curated record. The transcript has 8 exons. Lineage: Eukaryota; Metazoa; Arthropoda; Insecta; Diptera; Culicidae. The coding region runs from base 80 to 1069 and encodes 329 amino acids.